Nerophis ophidion (straightnose pipefish) is the source of this 6620-nucleotide messenger RNA. It is a transcript of the gene mau2, whose product is annotated as MAU2 sister chromatid cohesion factor. Lineage: Eukaryota; Metazoa; Chordata; Actinopteri; Syngnathiformes; Syngnathidae. The record is from RefSeq and is a predicted model, not a curated record. Gene Ontology annotation, cellular component: chromatin; SMC loading complex. The transcript has 18 exons. Gene Ontology annotation, molecular function: protein binding; double-stranded DNA binding. Gene Ontology annotation, biological process: mitotic sister chromatid cohesion; maintenance of mitotic sister chromatid cohesion. Bases 46 to 1842 code for a protein of 598 amino acids.
CGCAGCCCGUCCUGACCGCUGAAAAACUUGUUGUUGUCGGGGAAAAUGGCGUCAAACGUAGAAGCCCCGGAGCGCUGGUACCUCGCCCUACUCGGCUUCGCGGAGCAUUUCCGAACCUCCAGCCCUCCCAAAAUACGCCUGUGCGUGCAUUGUCUCCAAGCCGUGUUUCAGUUUAAGCCGCCACAGAGGAUUGAGGCCCGUACGCAUCUCCAACUGGGCUCGGUUCUCUACCACCACACCAAGAACAGCGAGCUGGCCCGCAGCCACCUGGAGAAGGCGUGGUUUAUUUCCCAGCAAGUCCCUCAAUUUGAAGAUGUCAAGUUUGAAGCUGCAAGCAUUUUAUCUGAACUAUUCUGCCAACAGAAUUUGGUGGACUCUGCAAAGCCUCUUUUGCGCAAGGCCAUCCAGAUUUCUCAACAAACACCAUAUUGGCACUGCAGGCUACUGUUCCAGCUGGCGCAACUUCACACACUGGAGAAGGACUUGGUGUCGGCAUGCGACUUACUGGGCGUCGGAGCAGAGUAUGCCCGCGUGGUGGGCUCAGAAUACACCAGGGCGUUGUUUCUCCUCAGUAAAGGAAUGCUACUGCUAAUGGAGAGGAAGCUAGGGGAGGUGCAUCCCCUGCUUACGCUGUGUGGAACCAUCGUAGAGAACUGGCAGGGAAACCCUAUCCAAAAGGAGUCCUUGCGGGUCUUCUUCUUGGUCUUGCAGGUCACACACUACUUGGACGCUGGACAGGUAAAGAGUGUUAAGCCGUGCCUGAAGCAGCUACAGCAGUGCAUCCAGACCAUUUCUACACUCCAUGACGAUGAGAUUCUGCCCAGCAACCCAGCUGACCUCUUCCACUGGCUACCGAAGGAGCACAUGUGUGUUCUUGUAUAUCUAGUGACUGUGAUGCACUCCAUGCAAGCGGGCUACCUGGAGAAAGCACAGAAGUACACAGACAAGGCUCUAAUGCAGCUAGAGAAACUAAAAAUGUUGGACUGCAGCCCGAUCCUUUCUACCUUUCAAGUCAUUUUACUGGAGCACAUUAUCAUGUGUAGGCUCGUCACAGGCCACAAGGCCACUGCAUUACAGGAGAUAUCACAGGUGUGUCAGCUUUGCCAACAGUCUCCCAGGUUAUUCACCAAUCACGCUGCUCAGCUUCACACGCUAUUAGGCCUCUACUGUAUCUCAGUUAACUGUAUGGAUAAUGCAGAGGCACAGUUUACGACAGCGUUGCGGCUCACCACACACCAGGAACUAUGGACUUACAUUGUCACCAACCUGGCCAGCGUCUACAUCAGGGAAGGAAACCGACAUCAAGAGUUGUACAGCCUCCUAGAGAGAAUAAACCCAGACCACAACUUCCCAGUCAGCUCACAUUGCCUACGCGCCGCUGCCUUCUACAUCCGGGGACUGCUCUCCUUCUUCCAAGGCCGCUACAACGAGGCAAAACGGUUCUUGAGAGAAACACUCAAGAUGUCCAAUGCUGAGGACCUGAACAGACUGACCGCCUGCUCGCUUGUUCUGCUGGGCCACAUCUUCUAUGUACUGGGCAACCACAGAGAAAGCAACAACAUGGUGGUCCCUGCCAUGCAGCUCGCCAGCAAGAUCCCCGACAUGUCUGUGCAGCUUUGGUCCUCUGCGUUAUUAAAGGAUUUAAACAAGGCGCUUGGCAACACCAUGGACGCCCACGAAGCAGCCCAGAUGCACCAGAACUUCUCCCAGCAGCUUCUGCAGGACCACAUCGCAGCCUGCAGCCUUCCCGAGCACAAUCUCAUCAGCUGGACCGAUGGCCCUCCUCCUGUCCAGAUCCAAGCCCAGAACGGCCCCACUACCAGCCUAGCAAGCCUGCUAUGAGGAGGACUUUGUAUGUAUGUGUGUGUGACUGUGAGUGCGUAUGUAUGUAGUUGGUACAUUGUCACACGCAACCAAAUGACAUCUUAAAAGUUUCUAUCAUUUUAGUCCAGAUUAGAAUACAGUGGUACCGCGGUUUUUGUAUAAUUCGGUUUUACACCAACAUUUUUAUCAAGAAUGUCUGUUAUAGUACGAAUCAAGGAUGUCUGUUAUAGUAUGAAUAAACACAUUCGUAAUAAACACAUUCGUACUAUAACAGACAAUCUUGAUUCGUACUAUAACAGACAUUCUUGAUGAAAAUGUUGAAAUUUUUAUCAAGAAUGUCUGUUAUAGUACGAAUAAACACAUUUUUUAAAAUUCAGUCCUAUAGACACAGCUCUAAUAUACAGUAAAAUUCCAAUCGAAGUCAACAAGGCUCUGGUUUCCAGAGUGUCAGCGAAUUCACCACGCCUCUAUGGUAAAUUUAGCCAAACAAUCAAGAGUAUUAUGGCACUUACUGGCUGCCCUCUGUAGUUUGGGACAGAGCCUCGUCUUGCACUAAUAGCUUGAUUGCAGAAGUGGAAUUUGUGGGCUCUGAGAGAGUUGCAAGCGUAGCAGAGUCACGACGGUGACUUUGAGUAGAAUUUUACUGUAUUUUAGAUAGGGGUGUAACGGUACACUAAAAUUUCGGUUCGGUACGUACCUCGGUUUAGAGGUCACGGUUCGGUUCAUUUUCGGUACAGUAAGAAAACAACAAAAUAUACAUUUUUUGGUCAUUUAUUUACCAAAUUUGUAAACAAUGGCUUUAUCCUUUUAACAUUGGGUACAUUAUUAUAAUCCUACCCACGUUAAUCCACAUUAAACCGCCUCAAAUUGGUUUUUUUAUUAAAUAAAAUGACAAAACCUUUCUUAUACUUAUAAAAAGUGCAACAUUAAACAGUUUCAAGUCAACUCAUCAUGCUUAAUUUAUUACAGCAUUUGGGAAGUCUGUAGAUGACUUUUAUUAUACACAUGCACACACGCGCACACACACACGCACAGCAAAAUGAGCUAACGUAACGCUAAAAGAUAAUUAGCCUUCACCUCAACUAUGAGAGAGCUGAGCUACAGUUUAAGUUUCUAGAAGGUCAACGGGCUCAAAGUGAUGUUUGUAAUAGUUGUGACUGGGAAGGGUUUUUUAUAAUUUGGGGAGUGUACGAUGUCAGCUGCUCACCUGCUAAACACAUAUCUGCUCAUCUCGAUGCCGUAGCACUGACUCCAUGCUAUCUAAAUACGCACUGCUGAUUGGCUGUUACAUCGCUCUGAAUACGCACUGCUGAUUGGCUUUGUAUGUAACCAAUCAUAUGGUUGUGUGGGCGGACAAUACUGGGUGCUCACUGCUCAGACAGAGGCAGUUGCAGAGUAGCUUGUUAAGACUUUAGUUUACAAACUCGUUCGAUACACCUUCGUACCGAACCGAAACCCCCUUACCGAAACGGCUCAAUACAAAUACACGUACCGUUACACCCCUAAUUUUAGAGUUUUGUCUAUAUGACUGAAUUUUGAAAAAUGUGUUAAUUUGUACCAUGACAGACAUUGUUGAUGAAAAUGUCAACAUUUUCAUAAACAAUGUCUGUUAUGGUACGAAUAACAUUUUUUUUUUAAAUUCAGUCAUAUUGACAAAGCUCUCAAAUACAGUAAAAUUCCAAUCGAAGUCAACGAGACUGUGGUUUCCACCGUGUGAGCGAAUGCACCACACCAAUGGUAAGUUACUAGCGUUGCAGAGUCACGGCGGUGCGAUUGCAUAAGUUGACGUAAACAAAGUUGUGUUUUUGCUACAAGACGGGUGACAUUACCGGGGCGGUAUGGCUCAGUUGGUAGAGCAGCCGUGCCAGCAACUUGAGGGUUCCAGGUUCCAUCCCCGCUUCAGCCAUCCUAGUCACUGCCGUUGUGUCACCUUAUUUAAUCGCACCUUCGUGACUCUGCAACGCUUGUAACUCUUUCAGAGCCCACAAAUUCCACCUCUGCAAUCAAGCUGUUAGUGCAAGUCGAGGCUCUCUCCCAAACUACAGAGGACAGCCAGCAAGUGCCAUAAUACCCUUGAUUGUUUGGCCAUACUUCUGGUAGAGGCAUGGUGCAUUUGCUGACACUCUGGAAACCAGAGCGUCGUUGACUUUCAUUGGAAUUUUACUGUAUAUUAGAGUUUUGUCUAUAUGACUGAAUUUAUUAAAAAAUUUGUGAAAAUGUUACCAUUUUCUUCAAGAAUGUCUGUUAUAGUACGAAUAAACACAUUCGUAAUAAACGCAUUCGUACUAUAACAGACAUUCUUGAUGAAAAUGUCGACAUUUUCAUCAAGAAUGUCUUUUGUGGUACGAAUAAACACAUUUUUUUAAAUUCAGUCAUAUUGACAAAGCUCUAAUAUACAGUAAAAUUCCAAUUGAAGUCAACGAGACUCCAGAGUGUCAGCGAAUGCACCACACCUAUGGUAAGUUACAAGCGUUGCAGAGUCACGGCGGUGCGAAUGCAUAAGUUGACGUAAACAAAGUUGUGUUUUUGGCUACAAGACGAGUGACAUUACCGGGGCGGUACAGCUCGGUUGGUAGAGCAGCCGUGCCAGCAACUUCGAGCCCACAAAUUCCACCUCUGCAAUCAAGCUGUUAGUGCAAGACGAGGCUCUCUCCCAAACUACAGAGAAAAAAGCUAGUAAGCGCCAUAAUACUCUUGAUUGUUUGGCUAAACUUAUGGUAGUGGCAUGGUGCAUUUGCUGACACUCUGGAAACCAGAGUCUCAUUGACUUUCAUUGACAUUUUACUGUAUAAGAGCUUUGUCUAUAUGACUGGAUUGAAAAAAAAAAAAAAGUGUUAAUUCGUACUAUCAUAGACAUUCUUGAUGAAAAUGUUGACAUUUUCAUCAAGAAUGUCUGCGAUAGUACAAAUAAACAUUUGUAAUAUGACGGACUUUCUUGAUGAUAAUGUCAGCAUUUUCAUCAAGAAUGUCUUUUAUAGUACGAAUAAACACAUUUUUUUUAAAUUCAGUCAUAUUGACAAAGUUCUAUUGUACAGUAAAAUUACAAUCAAAGUUGACAAGACUCUGGUUUCCAGAGUGUCAGCGAAUGCACCACGCCUCUAUGGUAAAUUUAGCCAAACAAUCAAGAGUAUUAUGACAUUUACUGGCUGUCCUCUGUAGUUUGGGAGAGAGCCUCGUCUUGCACUAAUAGCUUGAUUGCAGAAGUGGAAUUUGUGGGCUCGAAGAGAGUUACAAGCGUUGCAGAGUCACGACGAAGUUGACGUAAACAAAGUGUGUUUUUGGCUUCAAGACGAGUGACAUUACCGGGGCGGUAUAGCACGGUUGGCAGAGCGGCCGUGCCAGCAACUUGACGGUUCCAGGUUCCAUAGCCGCUUACACCAUCCUAGUCACUGCCAUUGUGUCCUUGGGCAAGACACUUUACCCGCCUGCUCCCAAUGCCACCCACACUGCUUUAAAUGUAACUUAGAUAUUGGGUUUCACUAUGUAAAGCGCUUUCGAGUAACUAGAGAAAAGAUCUAUAUAAAUAUAAUUCACUUCACUUUGACAAAUAGGGUGAGAAACUCCAUUGAGUUUCAGAAAGUAAAGCAAGGAGGUGGUGUUUGUGAGUUCAUCCCCUGCUACCUUCUCUCCCAUGCCACUCAUCGCCAACAGGAGCUUUUAACAGAGUAAGUAUUUCUUAAUCCAUAUCAUGCAUUUUUGUGUUAACAUUUAUGUGUGCCUGGAGCAUAUACAUUGAAUUUACAUUAUUUGACUUUCAACCGAGCCUUUGGAAGAGAUUAAUUACCAAAAACCAAGGUACCACUGUCGAUCAUAGUUCCUGGUUCACUGCUACCACGUUAAUUUGCUGUGGAACAAUGACCACUACUGCUUGUCUAGUUUGAGCUGGACUCUGAGAACUUCUCCACUUCCACCGUUGAGACCCCUUCCUCUUCCUUUUCCAUUUCUCGGGAAAACCAGGUGACGGGUAGACAAGAGGGUAGUAAAGAUAUAGAAGUACUUAAUUUAUUCAUGUCAAUAUUUUUGUAUUCUGUUGUUAAAUAUUCGACCAUCAUACUUUCAUUGCAAUUGUUUUGGUUUGGUGUGGAUGCAUUUGUUUUCCACGUAUGGAAGUUACUGAUGUGGACUCCUUGUACAUUAGUCUCUGACCUGGGUUUGCAAAUAAGAUAUUCUGGGUAGAUAUUUUUUGCACAAAAUCCAUAUUAGAGAAGUAAAGACAUGUUGUAAUAUAUUUUUCACACAAUAAUCAGUUGAAACGUCAUGAAAUGUUUUUUGCAAUUUUUUUCGGCGUGAAUGCAUUUCUUAAAAAACAAACAAAAAACAAGCGUUCGGUUUUCAUUAUCAAUCGUUUCCAUGUCUAAGUUGAGUUUUAUAAUAUCAUUGUGUUGUGGCUUUUUUUGAAGAUGACACUUAUUUUUUUUCUUUUUCAUAAUAUAUUGAAUUGAUGUAUUCAUUUUUACAAAGUUCAGGUGUUUUUCAGCUAACUGUAACCUCCAGGUUGAUUUUUGUUUUUUUUUACAUUUUAUGGUCCCUGUUCUACUCUGUUUCCUUGACAGUUUUUUCUGUACAAAUUUGCCACUCAUUGAACAUUUUAUUGUACAGUGACAUUUUAUAAAAUUCAAUUUAGAAAAGUGUCAUGUAUUUUUAGCCCUAAUUAUGUAGAAUAAACUCAAUGCUUCGUAUUUAAGGCACUGUUAUGGACACAGUUUAAACUUGAGUACUAGUUGAACUCUAUUAAUAUCUACGUUUUUAUUGCUCAUGUUUUCAAUAAUUUUCCAAUAAAAGUGUAAAAUAUGGAA